This is a messenger RNA of Fusarium vanettenii 77-13-4, 1158 nucleotides long. RefSeq lists its product as uncharacterized. The record is from RefSeq and is a predicted model, not a curated record. The transcript has a single exon. Gene Ontology annotation, molecular function: catalytic activity. Lineage: Eukaryota; Fungi; Ascomycota; Sordariomycetes; Hypocreales; Nectriaceae. Gene Ontology annotation, biological process: nucleoside metabolic process. Bases 184 to 1158 code for a protein of 324 amino acids.
GCGGAUAGCCGACACUGGUGUCUUGUUAUCCCACACCCGACUUCAACACAUGCAGGCCCUUUUCUACAGUAUCAGUCACCUCUCUCCCCUGUUAUUUCUCUCCUUUGUCAGCUCCAUUACUCUCAAGUUGCCGUGAGUGGUCGACUGCGACCUACUUCCUGCACGCGUUUCAAUCCCUCCACAAUGUCAGAACCAGCCGCCGAGGAUUACACGAUUGGCUGGAUCUGUGCCUUGCAAGAAGAAUUUGAGGCCGCCUGUCGCAUGCUGGACGAUGAGUUUGAUGGCCUAGAAGCUGCCGAUCCCAACGACGACAAUACCUAUGUCUUCGGCCGCAUCCAUAAACACAAUGUUGUCAUUGGAUGUCUUCCAUCUGGUAUCUACGGCACCACCUCUGCUGCUUGCGUUGCCAGAGACAUGGUCCGGUCCUUUCCCAACCUGAGGUUUGCCCUCAUGGUUGGAAUUGGCGGAGGUGCUCCGACACCUGAGAGGGACAUCCGGCUCGGCGAUGUCGUCGUCAGCGAGCCCAAAGGCGAGCUUGGAGGGGUCUUGCAGUAUGACUUGGGGAAGCAACUGUUAAAUGGCGAGUUCAAACGAGCAGGCCAGCUCAACGCUCCCCCACGAGUGCUUCUCGGUGCCCUACCCGAAGUCCGUCGACGACACAAUGACCCAAGGAAGAGGCAUUCUAUGGCCGAAAACUUGAUUCGCAUGGACGACAUGCCCGAAUAUUCGCGCCCUACUUCCGACAACCUUUAUCGCGUCGACUCUCGGCACCACAGUGGCAGGCUUUGCGACCAGUGCGAUCCUUCGGGACUGGUAGAUCGCCCCUCACGUGCUUCAGACCGAACAGUUGCUAUCCACUAUGGCACCAUCGCAUCUGGAAAUACGGUUAUGAAGAAUCCCACCGAAAGAGAUCGAUAUGCUAGUGACCCAGAGUUGAACGUGCUCUGCUUCGAGAUGGAGGCAGCGGGCUUGAUGAACAACUUCCCCUGCAUUGUGAUUCGAGGAAUCUGCGACUACUCUGAUGAUCAUAAGAAUGACGAAUGGCACAACUACGCAGCUCUCACAGCCGCCGCGUACGCGAGGGAUCUUUUAAGUAUCGUGAGACCUCAGAAGGUAGCCUCACAGCCAGCAUGGGCAGGCAAAAUCGAAUCCCGUUAG